Molecule: messenger RNA, 4801 nt
Organism: Gymnodraco acuticeps
Lineage: Eukaryota; Metazoa; Chordata; Actinopteri; Perciformes; Bathydraconidae
Gene: strip2
Product: striatin interacting protein 2
Biological process (GO): cytoskeleton organization
Cellular component (GO): cytosol
Source: RefSeq, a predicted model, not a curated record
CAAACAGACAGGAGGAGGAGGAGACCCUCAACUUGAGCUCAGGAGCCGGUGCUCCAACUGUGCAGUGAGUCUCAGCUCUCCACCGGACCGGUAUGCACUAUCCACCGGAGAGGAAGUGAUCCACGGUGACCGAGAAACAUGCAGGCGGAGGACAUGGAGGUACCUAUCAUAAAUAUCCUUAACGAUAACGGCGACCGACAGAGGCCGAAAGGGAAAGAUGUGUUCAAGGAUCUGCAGAAGGAGUCGGAGCUCGAGGCAGGAGGUGGAUCGAGCUGAAGGUGGAGGAGCAGAAGACGUAUGUAAUGAGGUUGCUGGAUGCACUGGAGGUCACGGACAGAGAUAAGAGGCUGAAAGUGGCCAGGGCAAUCCUCUACUUGGCUCAGGGAGUGUUUGAUGAGUGUGACACCGAGGUGGAUGUGCUCCACUGGUCCAGACACAAUGUUUUUCUGCUCUACGACAUGGGAAUCUUCACAGCACUGCUGGAGCUGCUUAGCAUGGAGAUAGACAAUAACCAGGCGUGCAGCAGUGCAGUGAGGAAGCCUGCCAUCUCUCUUGCAGACAGCACGGAGCUCAGAGUCUUACUGAGCAUCAUGUACCUUAUGGUGGAGACUGUUAGAGUUCAAACAGAGGAUGACAGACCAGAGUGGAGGGCAGCAAGAGAAGCCUUCAAGAAUGAGCUAGGUUCACCUUUGUACAACGGAGAGCCCUUUGCCCUGCUCCUCUUCACCAUGGUGACCAAGUUCUGCAGCAUGAACGCCCCACACUUCCCCAUGAAGAAAGUACUACUGCUGCUCUGGAAGACAAUACUGUUCACCUUGGGGGGUUUCGAGGAGCUCCAGGGGAUGAAGGUGAGGGGCCGGGAGCGUCUGAACCUGGCCCCGCUGCCGGAGGACAGCAUCAAGGUGGUGAGGGCCAUGAGAGCUGCCUCCCCCCCCGCCUCUGCCAUGGAGCUCAUCGAACAACAGCAGCAGCAGAAGAGAGGCCGUCGCAGCCGCAGGAGUGCCUUUGUUGAUAGCUUGGAAGGAGACAGUCCCUUUGCCAAGAAGCAGCCCCUGGUGAAGCAGGACAGCCUGGACACGUACAACGAGCGGGACCCCUUUAAGAACGAUGACGCCCGGGACGAGGAGGAGGACCCCGAGGACACGGACAGCGGCAUCGAGGGAGAGGUGGAUCCCUUGGACCGUGAUGUCAUCAUCCAGCCCCCGCCUCCACCACCUCCCCUCAGACCCCCCACAGAGAAGGUCAACUUACCCAAAGGCCUCCCCUGGGCCCCUAAAGUCAGGGAGAAAGACAUCGAGCACUUCCUGGAGACCAGCCGUAACAAGUUUAUCGGUUUCACUCUGGGGAACGACACAGACACCCUGGUGGGCCUUCCCAGACCCAUCCAUGAGAGCGUGAAGACCCUUAAACAGCACAAAUAUGUAUCCAUCGCAGAGGUCCAGAUCCAAAAGGAGGACGAGCUGCAGCAGUGUCCGAUGACUCUGGGGGAGGAGGAGGUGGAGGAGACCCCAACAGAGAUGCUGUAUCUGGGCAUGCUGCCUAACCUCUCCCAGUAUGUGAUUGCCCUCCUGAAGCUGCUGCUGGCUGCAGCUCCAACCUCCAAAGCCAAAACGGACUCCAUAAACAUCUUGGCUGAUGUUCUGCCUGAGGAGAUGCCUAUCACAGUCCUUCAGAGCAUGAAGCUGGGAAUUGAUGUGAACCGCCAUAAGGAAAUCAUCGUCAAGGCCAUCUCUGCUCUGCUGCUGCUGCUCCUCAAACACUUCAAACUCAACCAUAUUUACCAGUUCGAGAUUGUCUCCCAGCAUCUGGUGUUUGCCAACUGUAUCCCACUCAUUCUUAAGUUCUUCAACCAGAACAUCAUGUCCUAUAUCAGUGCCAAAAACAGCAUAUGUGUGCUGGACUUCCCUAACUGUGUGGUCCAUGAGAUGCCUGAGCUCACUGCUGAGAGCCUGGAAGCAGGAGACAGCAACCAGUUCUGCUGGAGGAACCUGUUUUCAUGCAUCAAUCUGCUGAGAAUAUUAAACAAGCUGACCAAGUGGAAACACUCCAGGACGAUGAUGCUGGUGGUGUUCAAGUCGGCCCCCAUCCUGAAGAGAGCUCUGAAGGUGAAGCAGGCCAUGAUGCAGCUCUACGUCCUCAAGCUGCUGAAGAUCCAGACCAAGUACCUGGGCCGCCAGUGGAGGAAGAGCAACAUGAAGACCAUGUCGGCCAUUUAUCAGAAGGUCCGCCACAGGCUCAACGACGACUGGGCCUACGGGAACGAUAUCGACGCUCGUCCCUGGGACUUCCAGGCGGAGGAGUGCGCGCUGCGGGAGAGCAUCGAGAAGUUCAACAGCCGCCGCUACGACAAGAACAAGAACUGGGAGUUUGCGCCCGUGGACAACUGCCUGCAAAGCGUGCUGGGCCAGAGGGUGGAGCUGCCCGAGGACUUCCACUACAGCUACGAGAUGUGGCUGGAGAGGGAGGUCUUCUCACAGCCCAUCCAGUGGGAGGGGCUGCUGCAGAAUCCAUGAUGGAGGGCAGGGAGCGGGGGGCGGGGUGUAGAGAGAGGUGAAGCCUAUUGGAGGUGUUUUAGGGUGUUUCCUUAUUGCAAAACUGGAAGUAGAAGGAGGAAGGAGCAGGGAUGGGGGUUCUACUUCACAUGAGUGAUGGAGGAAUGGGGGAGGGGGAAGAAUCUAGAGAUGGAGAAGCUAGAAAUGGAGAAGCCAUCACACAGGCUAUGCAGGGUUGAGAGAAAAAUGGAAGAUGAAGGGAAAUUUGACGAACGAAUGGAGCCAAACAGACACACACUCGAUGUUAACAUGUGCCUAUGACUACUGUGAACACACACGGACAGGCAAGAACAGAGGUAGCAGCUAAUAAGACGUAGCAGGAGACGGCCACUUAUACUGCCCCCCCCUGAACAAAUUAUGUCACCACUUUGUCAAUUUAUAUGUCCCCCUUUUUAAAACGUUGGUGCUUUUUUGACGAUUGUUUCCUAUUUACUUUUGUGAGUUAAUUAAGGUGAUUUAUAAUCCGUCGUUUUUUUUAUUAUUUUUUACACAAAGCCUACUGUAAGUAUCUGGGUGUAGUUGAUGGAUUUUUCUUAAGCAUUUUCUAGAAAAAAAGGGCCUUUUUGGAAGAAAAACCACAGGGGGAUUUUCAUGGUUAAAACGUAGAAGUGGGAUCUAUCUCCACCGAUGGCAUAGUGAUUUUACAUAAUAUGUCAGAAAUAUACCAGCUGUUAGUGUAUGGGUUUGUUUGUGAAUGUAAAAAUGAUGUAGGUGAAGAAAGAAAAAAACAGUACAUGAAAAUAGGAAGAAGUUGGAAACCGAAUAUACAUUUUCUGCAGGAAUCUGAUAUAUUUUUAAAAAUAGAAACUUGUAUAUAAUCGUUAAUAUUCCAGAAAUCUAAUAGGGACUUCAAAAUCGAGAAAUCACAAAUCUAUACUCACUGAUGUCAUCCAAGAUUUCACAUAUCAAACCUAAGAAUGGAUAUGGUCCCAUAGAAAUAACAGGGGUGUUUUGUGCACUGGAUUGGUUUACAAGAUGCACAUUUGCCCCAAAAACGUCACCUUUUUGAAGUAGUUUUGUCUUUUUAAAAUCCAAAAAUAUUAUUCUGAUAAAUUUGAGAUCUCACAUUGUGUGUCACCUGUAAAGGGUAAUUUCUGAGUAUGGGGAAAAAGCCACUUCCCUGAGUUUUUAUAUGGAACCAUGCUAAGCUAACCAAACCUCAUUAAUGAUCAGAAUAACCAACAAUCGUGACUCCACCCCCCUCUGAACAACAGCACAAUUACCCACAGUCCUCCUUGGUGGUGGCCUUGGUGAGCACGUUGCCACCCUUUGCUUAGAAGAACACAGCUGACACAAUAAUGGUGCUGUUUUUUCUUAUUCGUCUACACUGUAUAUGUCGCUCACGUCCAACUACCUAAAGCAGGGCUCCAGAGUUCGGAGCUCUGAAUAGAUUCUGAAAAACUGAAGCACAGAAAACAAAAAAAGCAUGGUCGCCUUUCUUUCAUGUCACUCACACUCGGUUCAGAUUGAAGAGCAGUCAUUUAUUAGCUCUGUAUAGAACAAUAAUUUUGUCGAUGUGCAUGGCCACUGUUUUGUACCUGGUCACAUUUAAAUUUGUGGAAUGGCUUCUUUUUUGUUGUCUAAUGAUGUUUCCAACACAAUUAGAAAAGUGUACUUGUUUCUUCUCGUAUAAAAAUAUUAUUGUGUACUAAAUAGAUUCUCAGGUUUAUGGAGAUAAUAUAUUGCAAAAGUUUUUAAGCUUCCUUGCCAUCAUCUAGCUCAUGACAUAUAGUGAUGAAGACACUUUGAUCAUCACAUUCGUAUAUGAAAAUACACCUGAAGCACUAAACAUAUACUGCACAGGAUGUACUACACAAUAACUCAUCGUGAGUUUGUAUUCAUGUCAGCGACAUUUCAUGUUGGGAUGUAUUUUUUUGUAUCUUGUGCCAAAUUUCAGUGCCAUUUUCUAUUUUUUAUUUCAUCGUCGUUGCCUCCAUGAUUAUAUUUGUUUCCUUCACUCAACCACUGAAGGUUUACAAUACAAAAAAAUGUUUUUUUUCUACAAUCAAUGAAAGUAAUUGUUUCUUGUAUCUGGUACUGUAUUUUACCAGGGGUGUUACGCAUUGUAUGGGUGUUACUAUAGUAUCUAUGGUUUUUUUUUGUUACACACAUUUCCAUAUCUUUAUAGUCUUGAAAAAAAUAAAUACUGGAUCUGUUCUGGGGUAUGUGCAAUUACAGAUUCAUAGAGGCAUUAUUUAAUAGAAUGACAAAGUACACUAUGAGAGUUGCUUAUUAAAUAAUGUUGAAGA